CCAAAGACAUAAGACAUGAAGAAUUAAAAUUUUUAUUGUAAUGUUUUAUUUUGUUCUAGUACAAAUGAUAAUAAUGCAAUGAAGUAAAUACAUUAUCUUUAUUACAAUCUAAUCAUCUUAUAAUAUUUAAAUAUAGUAAAAUCAGUGUAUGUAACACAUAAUAUUGUGAAGUUGUUAACCUUUGGCCCCAGAUCAGUACAUCUAUAGAAGAAUCGAGUUCUGUACUGUAACUGUAUCAGUUAACUAUAUUGUUCAGUUAUUUGUAGAACAAUGGUUUUAUCAAAGCCUCUUGUAAAUUUUUUAAGUUUCUAUUUUGGCCAACUGUUCGAACAUCCCCUGAGAACAAAAGCUAUAACAUGUUCAAUUAUCGCUACCGCUGGUAAUUACACAUCUCAAAAGUUAUCAGGAGAGAAAGUAAUUAAUCAUCACAGUCUGCUUGCCUAUGGAUUAUAUGGAUUAAUUUUUGGCGGAACCAUCCCCCAUUACUUCUACAGCUUCCUGGAAGGAGCAAUAUCCGAAGAUGCCUCAUUUGCUGUUGUCAGGAAACUGCUACUUGAAAGACUGAUCUAUUUACCGCUCUACCAAGCCUUCACAUUAUACGUAUUAGCUAGAAUGGAAGGAAAAAGUCACAAUGCUGCUAUGAAACAAUUGCAAGAUUUGUAUUGGGUGCUCCUCAGCAGUAGUUGGAAAUAUUUGACUGUCAUUCACUUGCUCAAUCUUAGUGUUGUUCCUCCAGUGCCGUAUACUUUCAUUGAAAUGCACCGUACAAUUUUGAGAUUUGUACCGUCUGGUUCCAAAUCAAUUUCUUUCAGUAAAUUUGAUAUGACUCCUAUGUGAUGAUAGCUCCGAGUACUCGUCACUAACCUAAUGGGCUUCUUCUGGACCAUCUAUCUAGCAAAUAAGAGAAGACAACAACAAGCAAAAAGCAAGAGAUCCAAGUAAACUUAUUAAUUGAUACAUAAUCUAGUGAUGAUACUUGUUCUGGGAUUUUUUAGGGUUGUGUUGGUAUUAUAAUAACUAAUUUAAUUGUUUAUAUCAGUUAUUUUUGUAUUAUGCGGUUACUGUAAUUGUCCAAUUAUAAUAUAUAAGUAAUUCUUACAAAUAUAUUUGUAUAAACUUA
Molecule: messenger RNA, 1120 nt
Organism: Diabrotica virgifera virgifera (western corn rootworm)
Lineage: Eukaryota; Metazoa; Arthropoda; Insecta; Coleoptera; Chrysomelidae
Product: peroxisomal membrane protein 2
Exons: 5
Coding region: 271-837 (188 amino acids)
Cellular component (GO): cytoplasm; membrane
Source: RefSeq, a predicted model, not a curated record